Messenger RNA from Saprolegnia diclina VS20, 1803 nucleotides. RefSeq lists its product as hypothetical. Bases 60 to 1733 code for a protein of 557 amino acids. NCBI's taxonomy places the organism in Eukaryota, Oomycota, Saprolegniomycetes, Saprolegniales, Saprolegniaceae. The record is from RefSeq and is a predicted model, not a curated record. The transcript is spliced from 3 exons.
GCGGUGGUGUCAAUGCCUCUUGACCAAUCACAAUCGACGAAACGGCAGUGGAGAUUUUGAUGGUCAAGCGCAAGGCCGUGACGACGACGAAGGGUGCUUCGGCGACCAAGCGCCAGGCGAAGAACGCCAAGGCGAGCGAUGUGGUGACCAUUGUCGGUGACGACUUGACCGACGACUACCCGAUGCUGGACGAAGAUGCGGUCCUCGCCAAGCUCGUACAUCCGAUGACGGCGGACGUCUUCAUGCAAACGCAUUUCCGCCAGAAAGCCCUCGCUGUGCACGCGUCGCGAGCGCGCUUUGACCAGCUCGUCGCGGCGGGCAUGUGCGACUUGGACGUCAAGGCGCUCCUCGAAGUCACGUCGUCUGAAGCGUACCAAGCGUGGGUGCAGACCAAGGACAACAAAAUCGAGUCGGUCAAGGUCGAGACGCUGGAGCAGGCGCUCGUGCUCCACCGCGCCGGGCACUCGCUUACGAUGCGGUCAUCGGAGGAGCUCAGCACUCUCUUGAUUCCAGCACUCGCCCAGGACCUCGGUAUGGGCUUUACCACGACGUCGCUUUGUGGCAAACUCAACGGCGAAAUUGAAAUCUUUUGCGGCAAGGCGGGCCACACGAUCGAUUGGCACUUUGACUCUCCGGAGAACUUCACCGUUCAGCUCGCCGGCUCCACGACGUGGCAGCUCAAGAAGGGAACCGUGCCGCAUCCCUUACGCGGGUGCACGCCGCACGACAAGACGCAGGACGUAUUGGUCGAAGAGCAGCAGCUCAAACUGCACCGGAUGACGGACCCGACCUUUGCGCCACCCCUAAACACCAACGACGACGUCAGCGUCACCCUCCAUCCGGGUUCGAUGAUGUAUGUUCCCGGUGGCAUGUGGCGCCGCGUCGAGUGUGCGGACGACGAGGAUUCGAUCUCGAUGACUAUGAGCAUGAUCUCGACGCCGUACGCCGACGUCGUCGCCGACGCUGUCCGCCAGCUCCUUUUGCAAACGUCCGCAGGUCGGGCUGGUGUCUGCUACACGUCAGUGGAUGACGCCCACGCGCAGCUUGCAACCGUACUUGCGACGCUUCAAACGCAGCUGCAGUCGAUCCAACCCGCCGACAUUUGCCCGCCACGCCUCUUGGUGCAUGGCCGGAACGGCCAGCUCGCGAACACCGACGACGAUGACGACGAAGAUGAAGAAGAAGAAGGAGAUGAAGAAGGUGACGACCAUGAACAUGGCAGUUGCGAGGACCAUGACCAUGACCACGACCAUGACCACGACCACGACCAUGACCACGAUCAUGACCAUGCAGACGACGACGAGAGUGAUGAUGAAGACGACGACGGCGCGUCGACGGUGCUCGAUGCGUGUGACGCACAGCUCGUCCUCGAUCCAUCGGUGGCGAUCCCGGCGACCGCCCGCUUCCGCUUGAACCCGCUGGCCAAUUUACUCGCAUACACCGACUUGCCGUCGAUCAUGGCGGUGGCGCCGGGCAGCAAGGACGAGGAUAUAAGUCGCCUCCAUGUUCUCAACGUCUUGUACGGGAACGACAGCUUCGCGUCCAAUUUGCGGGUCGAGUUUGUCGUGAGCGCGUCGCAGGUCGACGCCCUGCGCACGCUGCAAUCACAGAAAGAACGUACGUUUACGCUGCAGAACAUUGCAAAGACGCCGUCGCGCGACGUGGAAGUGCUCGUGCAUUUCCUGACCCACGUCGGCUUUCUCACACAGCUCGACGACGACGACGCAGCGUGAGUGCACGGCCGAAGUGGUCUCGAGUCCCACUGGCAAAAUAUAUUCAUUUUCGUAUAUUUUCGGACACAUA